This is a messenger RNA of Knipowitschia caucasica, 2667 nucleotides long. Lineage: Eukaryota; Metazoa; Chordata; Actinopteri; Gobiiformes; Gobiidae. The record is from the annotation of a GenBank genome assembly.
AUGGCGACGACGGGAACAGGGUGUGGCCAUCUGCACUUCCUGUCGGGCCUGCUGUUCCUCCUCUGGCCUGAAGGGGGCCUCAGUCUGGAGCUGCUACCCUCCACCUCCAGAGUCAUCCUGCCCCAGGGCUCCAACUACAGCACAGUGUGUUCGGGCUGGAGUGAAGUCAGCUGGGCGUUGCCGGGGGAAGCAGAAGUGGGCGUGUCCGUGGAGGACUAUGGCUCCUCCGCCGUCCUCAGCCUCACUAACGCCACCUGGAGGCAGUCGGGGAGAUACACAUGUUCUGAGGAGGACUCUGAGCUGAGCAGGAGUCUGGACCUGUUUGUGCCCGGUGAUGGUCCGUCACAGUGGCUCCUCCCCUCCCCGGUUGCCGUGGUGAUGCGGAGCUCUCUCUAUGGCCUGGUCCCCUGUGUGGUGUCUGACCCGGAUCUGCAGGUGGCGCUGUGGCUGCGCUCGGGUUCAGAACGGGUCCCGGUGAGUCCGGUCCAGUUCAACCCGGCUCUGGGCUUCACAGCACUCCUCAACGACUCCUCCUACAUCUGCAGUGCUCGUCGCGGCCAGCAGGAGGUGCUGUCCCAGGUCUACUACGUCUACAGCGUCAUCGGUCCAGAGCAGCUCCUGGUGGACCUCCAGGCCUCUGCUGUCGUCCUCAGACGUGGAGAUCCUCUGAUGGUGAACUGCACUGUCUCCGAGUCUGAGUCUGUUUACUUCUCCUGGAGCUUCCCCCGAAAACACUACGACAAAGCAGAGCAGGUGGAGCCGCUCACGGAGCUGCUCUCUAACCAGAUCCGCUCCAUCAUCAACAUCUCUGAGAGCACAGAGCAAGACUCAGGACUCUACGUCUGCUCUGUGGAGGAGUCGCUUCAGAAGCAGAAGUUUGAGAAGGUUCUGAACAUCACUGUGCUCUCUCGUGGCUUUGUGGAUCUCUCUCCGUCUGAGUCCACUCUGGUCCAGACGCUGCUUCACCACACGGUGGCGCUAUCUCUGCACAUACGGGCGUUCCCUGCCCCCAAUGUCACCUGGAGCAUCACCACGGCGACUGGCAACAGAUCUGUCACCCCAGCGAUUGUUAACAGAACCGUCACCACGAGCGCUGCUGCUGCCACAACAACAUCAGCAUCCACGACCAGGCUCUCGCACGCCAGGUUUCUCACGGUGCUCCGUUUGGAGGAAGUACAGAUGAACCAAACAGGAAGGUACCUGGCCACGGUUUCCAAUGACGACGAAAUCAAAGAGGUGGAGUUCAGACUGGAGGUCAGAGUACCCCCUCGGAUCCUCGCACUGUCAGAGGUGGGUGUGGCAUCAGUCAUGUGUGUGUGUGAAGGAGCUCCGCCCCCAAAACUCACCUGGUUCAUCUGCCCCUCCAACCUCAGAUGCAGUGACAGCGGUUGGAGAAACAUUUCUGAAUCCAUCAGCGAAACUUCUACAGAAAAAGACAGAGUCACUGAGGUCCACAGCGUCUUGACCCUGAAGUCCUUGGACUCGGUUUCUUCAGUUCGUUGUGAAGUGAAAAACUCUGUGGGACGACGAGCGUGGGACCUGAGGCUGGUACCCCCCUGUGAGAUCUCCUACCAGGACUCCAACUACAGGCGCUCUAUUCCAGCUGAAGAGCGCCUGUCCAUCUGUCUGCGGUUUCUUGCCACUGGGGACUCCUACAGGACCAUUGCGGGGAGCUUCAGAGCGGGCAUAUCCACCGUCUCCAUGCUCAUCCCAGAUGUGGUGGCAGCCAUCUGGGACUGCCUCGUGGAGGAGUUCAUGGCUGUGCCUGGAGCAGAGGAGUGGAGGACUCUUGUGGUUCUUCUCUCCCCUCGUUCUGUACUCUGUCCGGGGACCAUGGACCCCGCGCUCCUCGCCCUCUGCACCGAGGCACUGUCUGCGCUCACCGGGUGCCUUGUGCGUCCCACCACGGGGCCGUCACAGCUGACCCCGCAGGAUUUUGUGAAUAUCGCCAAUCUGCGUCAGUUCUAUCGGAGAGAAGGUCUGUGUGCGCUGGAGUACCCGAGCCUGGGGAGUCUGUCUCUGAGGCAGGGGGACCAAGAGGAGGACCUGUACAGCGCCCCCCUGGCUCUCGCAGAUCAGCCCCACGCGCUCCCAGUCCCGGGCCCCUUUCCGCCCGUGGUCGACAUUAACCCGCAGGACUUUUUCGACCCACAGUACAACUACGACUUCACUAACGUCCAGGACGGAGGAAUGCGCUUCCUUCGCGGUAACGAGCCAUAUUUCCGCCCGUGUGGCUGGCGGCGUGUGGCCCUGAACGUGUCGAGAAAAUACGACAGCGGCAGCGACGUGUGGCUGAGCACCGGAGCUGAGGCCUGGCCCGUAUCAUACCAGGGACGCCAUAUGGACGGGGCGCUAAUCCUGACGAGCAGGAAGGUUGGUAGCCAGGAGGGUGGGCUUCUGGAUGAAGCCGCACAGGCCCUGCUCCAACACUCGCCUCUGGGUCGUGGCAUCUACUCCAGUCCAGAUGUGCGUCUGGCAGAGAAACAGAGCGACGGGAAAACCUACAAAGUCCUGCUCCAGAACCGGAUAAACCCGGAGCACCGGCGGGACUGCGAGCGGGAGGGUGUGUGGGUGGUCUACGUGCCCCAGAACUACAACGAUCUCCAGACCCGAGUCCUGGUCCAAGAGUCUGUGCGAGCCUACGGCCUGCUGCUGAAACAGGCCUGA